CUGGCCCGGGGUCACCCCUGGGACCGCGGGGUUCACGGAGCUUUACACCAGCCAGGAUCUGGGCAGUUAGCGAGAGCAGCUUAGGAUUUACCUCCGGUGCCGAGGGAAGCGAUUCAGCUGCGCACCGGCCGCGGGAGGAGACAGCCGGAGGGAGCCGGGGCCAGGCCGGGACAGAGCCCUGCUGCUCCCCGCGCCCUGCGGGGCCCGAGCCCCGCGGAGCCGUGAGUGCGGAGCAGAGUCUGCGGAUCCUUGGUCUAGUUUGCCCCCUUCGCCGCUGGAAAGAGCAGAAAGCCAGGCCAGGAGGGAGACGCCAGAGCCAGUCUGCAUUGGAGACAGUGCUGCAGGGAUCCCCUCCAGCGGGGCAGCUGAGGUGUCUGGUACGUCGAAACAUCAUGAUCAAGGUUUUAACGAGCUCUGGGAAGGUGACUCUCUUCCACCAGGAUUUGCAGAGUGGGGUCACCUAUCGGGUCCCUGCACUGCUGUAUAUCCCCACAGGCAAACUCCUGGCAUUCGCAGAGAAACGCUCCUCUGCCAGGGACGAGGACGCUGAGUACCUGGUGCUGAGACGAGGUCAGAAGACAGGGACUUUGAUCGAGUGGGAGCCCAGCGAGCCCUUGAGGAGCGCAGUGUUACCGGGUCACCGCACGAUGAACCCCUGCCCGGUGUACGAGCAGAAGAGUCAGACUGUCUUCCUGUUCUUCAUCUGCGUGAGGCAGCACAUCACAGAGCAAAGGCAGAUCCUCACUGGGCGGAACGCCGCCCGGCUGUGCUACGUCUGCAGCGGAGACGCCGGCCGGACCUGGAGCUCGUUAACAGACUUGACGGAGCAGGUGAUUGGGGAAGAUUUGAAGGUCUGGGCCACAUUUGCCGUUGGACCGGGGCAUGGGGUGCAGCUCCGCUCCGGGCGGCUGGUGAUCCCGGCUUACGUCUACCACAUUACCGCUCGCUGCUGCCGCCUGCCGCUGCCCUGCUGGACCCAGCCCCAGUGCUUGGUCUUUUAUAGUGAUGACGGCGGGCAGUGCUGGCACAAGGGUGAGCUGAUUAAGGGCAUGAAGACGGGGGAGUGCCAGGUGGCCGAGGUGGCAGGCCAGGCCUGCGAUCCCGUGCUGUACUGCAACGCCCGCAGCCCGUGCCGAUGCCGGGCAGCAGCGCUCAGCAGAGACCAGGGGCUGACAUUCGAGAGCCCCUCCUCAUGCAAGAAGUUGUGCGAACCGCCUCACGGCUGCCAGGGCAGCAUAGUGAGCUUCACACCAACACCGGGGCUUCUGGAGGCGGAUGGCGCAGAAGGGCCAGACACCUCAGUCCACAAGACGACCUGCCCGUUGAACAGUGGGAAUGCCGCCUCCGAUAUCCACAGACGCACCAUGUCAUGGCUGCUUUACUCCCACCCGACAAGUAAAUGCAAGCGGGUUGACCUGGGCAUCUACCUCAAUCGCUCUCCAUUGACGGAGGCCACCUGGGAACACCCCUGGCUCCUGUACGAAGGGCCGUGUGGUUACUCGGACCUGGCUGUGUGCCAGGAGGCGCCAGCGCCGCUCUUGUUUGGCUGCUUGUUUGAGUGUGGGGUGAAUUACGCAUGUGAGGCGAUCGCCUUCCAGCUCUUCUGCUUUGAGGAUCUCCAGAAGGGCAGAGGCUCCCCCUGCUUCCUGGGGCAGCAGCCCAACACAAAGCAAAAAUCCGACUAGCGAGAGAGACACACACUCACUCCCCCCGGAAGAUCCCCACCCCCAUGAGGCCUGGGCUUCCGAAAGCAGCCUCUUCUUUUGGGUGUCUCUGGUUCAGGUUCCGGGACUUCCUGGGGCCAGGCUUGCAGAGGAGCGACACAUCUGUCAUUCUGUCUGAGAUUGAGAACUUGGCCACAGCCCAGGCAGCCGCGCCAGCCUCUCCGUUGCCAUCCUACUGAUGUACCAGCACCCUGAGGCAGAUGCACCACCGCCGGGGGCCAAAACGCUUGCUGGUGUAAAUCAGCUUCACAGGUUACACCGACUGACGAUCUGGCCCAGAGAGAGGACUGCUCAGUCCGUACUCCACAGACCUGUCGAUCCUUGGUCCCUCUGCUGAGACUGCCUGUCCAUUAAGAAUUGCACUGCAACAAAAGAGAACUCACUCUGGGUGAAGGGGGAAAUGUGCUUUGGUGCUGGGGGUGCUGUCCUAAGUUCCCUGUAAGCUGCGUGGCCGUGCAGCAGCCUAUUGAGUGUCCCACAGGCGCUCGUGGAACUCGCCCGGCUGGGACCUGCCGUGGCCGGGCCACCCCUCCCCAGGCCCCAACUCAGCCCGGACUUGCUGUGGCUGGUGGGAGGGACGCCCUUCUCCCAGACCCAACCCAGCCCCAGACCUGCUGCGGCAGGGAGAGGCACCUCUCCCCAGCCCAGGUGCUGCUGUGGGGAGAGAGAGCUGGGGGGGAGUCCCUCUCUCCCCACCGUAGCCCUGGGGCAGCCUGUACCCCAAACCCCUCAUCCCUGGCCCCAUCCCAGUAGCUGCACCCCCAUCUGGCGUCCCCGCACCCUGACCCUCUGCCCCAGCCCUGAGCCCCCUUCUACACUCUGAACCCCUCGGCCCACUGCCACCACAUGAAUUUUGUUAUGUGCGCCAAUAUGGAGGUGAUAUGUGACACAUGACCUCCAUAUUGGUGCACAUAACAAAAUUCAUUCUGCAUAUGGGUGGGAAAAGUUAGAGAGAACACUGGUGCUGUCUUAUUAAAUGUGAUACUAAAAACGUGACCACAUGCGGUCACUGAAGAGCCCACGUUUGCAGGAGUAGUAGUUUAGCAUCUUGGCCAUUUCUCAGUUCAGGGAACAAUCGAAGCAGCUUCCUUAAAACAUUCUUUGCCGUGACAGCUGGAGAAGUUGUUCAAGUAUUUCCUCUCCUUGGCCGGAUCCCGAUGUACCUGGUGUGUGGGUGAAUGAGCUGUUUGUUCAUUUGUUCUGUAAACUGCUCCAGGAGCAUACACGUCCCUCCCUUCAUAAAUCAACACCACGGUGUUGCUUCUGCCCUGGGGAGUAAGCAGGCACCAGCUUGGAGGCAGACGCCAAUGCUACUCCCCAUCAUGUCUGUGCACGUCACCUCCAAGCCGUGCAGCAUCUCUGCUGUGUUACUGGUGUGCUAGAGACCCCAGGUUAGCCUGUGGCUCUCCCUCCUGAAAAUAGUUAUAGAAAGCCCUGUGGUGUAGCAUCUAUGGUGCUGGACUGAGACUUGGGGGACCUGAAGUCUGUUCCUGGCUCUGCUGCUGAACUCGUGGGUGACCUUGGGCAAGUCUCUUUGCUUCUCUGUGACUCAGUUUCCCUCCCACCCUUUGUCAUGUCUGUUUAAAAUGUCCGCUCUUUGGAGCACAGCCUGUCUCUUACCAUGUGUCUGUAUAACAAAUGGGGCUCAGUUAGGGCCUCUUGAUGCUACUGGAAAAUCAAUAAGUAAUAGUAUUACAUAUUUAUAAGCAGCUACCUUAUUUCUCCUCCCCCCCCCCACCCUUAGUUGGCACUUAGCCAAGCAGUACAUAUCUAGCCAUUACAGAGGCAGAACCUGCAAACACUCAUCCACCUGCUUAGCUCUACUCACAUGAGUAAGUGCCAUUGACUUCAAUGGGACUCCUCACACAAGUAAAGCUACCUGCAUUUCUAGGAUCUAGCCCCAAAUCUUUCGUGGUGAGCUAGCAGGCCUGAUUCUGAUCUCACUUGCUCUGGUGUAAAUGACACAGUUUCAUAGAAGCUGAUGGAAAUCCCAGGCGUAAGCGAGAUGAAAAUCAGGCCAAUUAUUUUGAAAUCCAUCCCUGCAGGAUCUCUGCUGCCCUGUGAAAAUCCCUUUAAUCACUUGAUGAUGAA
Dermochelys coriacea (leatherback sea turtle) is the source of this 3815-nucleotide messenger RNA. Its product is annotated as sialidase-3-like. The transcript has 4 exons. The record is from RefSeq and is a predicted model, not a curated record. Gene Ontology annotation, cellular component: cytoplasm; membrane; lysosome. Lineage: Eukaryota; Metazoa; Chordata; Testudines; Dermochelyidae. Gene Ontology annotation, molecular function: exo-alpha-sialidase activity. The coding region runs from base 393 to 1685 and encodes 430 amino acids. Gene Ontology annotation, biological process: ganglioside catabolic process; oligosaccharide catabolic process.